Phragmites australis (common reed) is the source of this 1831-nucleotide messenger RNA. RefSeq names its product protein IQ-DOMAIN 22-like. NCBI's taxonomy places the organism in Eukaryota, Viridiplantae, Streptophyta, Magnoliopsida, Poales, Poaceae. The record is from RefSeq and is a predicted model, not a curated record. Bases 161 to 1525 code for a protein of 454 amino acids. The transcript has 5 exons. Gene Ontology annotation, molecular function: protein binding.
UUCUUUUCUCUCCUGCUGCCUUUUUCUUUUCUCGGUGUAAGCGUGUGCGUGUUUCACUGUUUUGGUUUCAUCUCCCGCUCUUUCUUGCCCCUUGCUCCGUCGAAGUGCUGGAACCAAGAAAAGCCCAUGUGGCCGGCCGAGCAGCGGUAGAGCGGGGGAGAUGAGCUGGGCGCCCAGGUGGCUGCGCGGGCUGCUCGGCGGCGGCAAGAAAACCGGCGGCGGCGAGCCGAAGCCGGUGAAGGAAAAGAAGCGCUGGGGGUUCGGGAAGUCCUUCCGGGAGAAGGCGCCGGCGCGGCCUCCCACGCCUCCGGUGCAGCGCGCGAUGACGCCUCGCCGGGGGUACGCGUCGCCGGACCAGGGGGACGACGAGCAGAGCAAGCGGGCCAUUGCGGUGGCCGCGGCGACGGCGGCGGUGGCCGAGGCGGCCGUCGCCGCGGCACAGGCGGCCGCCGCCGUGGUGCGGCUGACGAGCAGCGGAAGGUGCGCCCCGGCCGCCGCGAAGCGGGAGGAGUGGGCGGCGGUUCGGAUCCAGGCUGCUUUCCGUGGCUACCUGGCGAGGCGGGCACUGAAGGCGCUCCGGGGGCUGGUGAAGCUGCAGGCGCUGGUCCGGGGCAACAUCGUACGGCGGCAGGCGGCCGAGACGCUACGGUGCAUGCACGCUCUUGUACGCGUCCAGGCGCGCGCGCGCGCCUGCCGCGCAAUUCGCUCGCAGCAGGUCGCGGCUCACCCGGGGCCGCCAACGCCGGAGAAGUACGAUCAGGCGGUUCUCGACGGUGCGGCCAGGCACGGGCGUUCUGGCUCUCUAAAGGGGGCCUCUUCGAAGACACCGGGCAGCGAGAGGCUAGGCAGGGAGAGGUCAGAAUCUUGCGGGAGGAACUGGCUGGACCGGUGGGUGGAGGAGAGGUACGUGGAUGACGAGAAGAACGCCAAGAUCCUUGAGGUAGACACCGGCAAACCAGGGCGGUAUACUUCCAAGAGGCGCGGCGGCGGCGGCAAGCACCACCAGUCGCCGUCCUCGACGAUGACGUCUGACCAGAACAGCCGGAGCUUUGCGACCAUGCCGGAGUCGCCGUCCAAGGACUCCACAACCGCCCAGCAGUCCGUGCCGAGCCCGUCGUCAGUGGGCCUGGCUGAGGCCCUCAGUCCGUUGCGCAUGCCCGUGGACAUCGCCGACCUGUGCGACAGCCCGCAGUUCUUCUCGGCGACGUCGCGGCCAGGGAGCUCGAGGAGGGGACCAUUCACGCCGACCAAGAGCGAGUGCUCCCGCAGCCUCUUCGGGGGUUACUCCAACUACCCGAACUACAUGGCGAACACGGAGUCGUUCCGUGCCAAGGCGCGUUCCCAGAGCGCGCCUAAGCAGAGGCUGCAGUACGAGAAGUCCAGCUCUCUCCGCAAGGCGGCGGGGCCAUGCGCGCCGACGGCCGCCGCGGCACAGAGGUCGGCCUCGUUGCAUGCCAAGUUCACCAACAAGGCGUACCCAGGCUCCGGCAUGUUGGAUCGACUUGGCAUGCCUGUCAAGUUCUGAUCCUACUAAAUUUGCAUCAUGAUAAAAAGAAAUAUUGAUGCAUGGAGCUCUUGUCCUCUCGGCGCGCCGCAACGGAGCGAAGAUUGCCGCCGUCGCAACUGCACAUAGUCCUCCACACCGGUGACCACAACAUCUACUACACACCCUACACUAAUGGCAUCGUCCGGUUCAGGUAAGUCGUCACGCAUCCACAAUAACAUAGGUGUCUGAUCUAAGGACUAGCAAUCAUUAAAUUAGUGCUCAAUUAGACCUAACAAUUAGAUGCGUUGCUGCUACAACUAGUACUAAUAGUACCGUACUCCUUCA